Suillus paluster is the source of this 1083-nucleotide messenger RNA. RefSeq lists its product as uncharacterized. NCBI's taxonomy places the organism in Eukaryota, Fungi, Basidiomycota, Agaricomycetes, Boletales, Suillaceae. Gene Ontology annotation, biological process: import into nucleus. The record is from RefSeq and is a predicted model, not a curated record. Bases 163 to 897 code for a protein of 244 amino acids. The transcript is spliced from 5 exons. Gene Ontology annotation, cellular component: cytoplasm.
CAUCACUGCCUUUUGGCGUACUAAACGGUUAAGGGACGACAGUCUUAACUACUUACAUAAGUAAAGAGUUUUUGACGGCGGGGGCAGUGCGCCGCCGCGCUGCCGCGCGUGCGCGUCACUGCAUCUACUGAUUCCGCGCCGUUCUCCUUCUUCUGCAACACCAUGUCAACAAGCAAGACUGCUCUCAUUCUCGGUGCAACAGGCGCAACCGGCAGAAAUCUCCUUCGUGAGCUUCUCACAAGCAACCAGUGGUCUAAAGUUGGCGAAUAUGGUCGACGAGUAACACCAGAAGCCGACCUUCCUUCGAAUAGGGGCAAGCUGGAACAGAAAACCAUCGACUUUGAAAACUUGGAUGCAGCGGGGCUAAAGGACGGAAGGUGGGAUGUCGUGUUCGUAACCCUUGGGACGACUCGCGCGAAGGCUGGGAGCGCAGAGAUGUUUGAGAAGAUCGACAGAGAGCAUGUGGUGAGCGCCUGCAAGGCCGCAAAAUCAGAUGAUCCGACACAUCAACAGCGGGUCGUGUAUCUCUCUUCUUCGGCUGCUAAUUCUUCGUCUCCCUUCCUGUAUACGAGAUCAAAAGGUCUCACUGAACUAGGCAUAGCACGCAUUGGGUAUGCGGACACCAUCGUCUUCCGCCCAGGUUUGUUCAAAGGAGCACAGCGCGAAGAUAAAAGGCUCGCAGAGAUCAUUCUUGGUUACGUGACCGGCGCCGCAUCGUAUUUUACGUCCAGUGUGGAGAUUCAGGUUAGCGUUCUCGCUAAAGGUAUUAUGAAAGCAGGCAUUUUGGGUUCAUCUGGUCUACCCGCCACUGUGGGUGCCACUAAAGCAGGACAGGAAGGAGCGUGGUUUACUCUGAUAGGGAACAAGGGUGCGAUUAUUCUGGGGGAGGAUAAGUGAUUCAAUUUCAAAUCUCACCUAAGUGACACCAUUAAACCUUAUAAUUAGUAAUUAUGUCAGGUACCUGUCCUGGUUACUAAAUAAUAAGCCCUAGUAAUAUCCCACCACACCAGUGAAUACUAUCACUUGAUCUGGAAUGCACAAUGCACUCCAGAACUCACCACUACAUAGUGAUGUGCGAGCCAG